Molecule: messenger RNA, 2983 nt
Organism: Manduca sexta (tobacco hornworm)
Lineage: Eukaryota; Metazoa; Arthropoda; Insecta; Lepidoptera; Sphingidae
Product: venom allergen 5
Exons: 8
Coding region: 133-1797 (554 amino acids)
Source: RefSeq, a predicted model, not a curated record
ACACAAAAAACAUAACAAAUAGAUACAAAACCCUUCAUUUUAAGUGAAGUUUUGUUAAACGUCUAAAUGGAUUUGUCUAUUUGGCCAUGGUUUUCGUUAAUGUGUUUUUGUGUUUGUAUUUCAUAAUUUAUUAUGAUAUAUAUAAAAUUAAUCGUAUUAUUCGUUUAUGUCCUAUAUAGUUCGUGUUUUAAUAAUUACUGUGAAAUAUGUCGUAACCACACACUUUGUCUCUUCAAUGAGGGUCCGAGCGUCGCUUGUAAAUCGUACAACAAUACAGCAUUGUUAAGACGGGUGGAAAUAAAUGAAAUUGUCAAUAGAAUCAAUGAAAGAAGGAAUUAUAUUGCUUUAGGACUUAACAAAAAUUUACCACAAGCUGCCAACAUGAAGAAAAUUUCUUGGUCUUCUAAAUUAGCUGCUUUUGCCCAGCGAUGGGUCGAUCAAUGUGACCCGUCUCUUCAACUAGACAAAGAAGAUCAAUGCCGUGAUUUGGCUCACAUUAAAGUUGGACAGAAUGUAGCAACAAUAUUAGGACCAACGUCAGGCUUAAACGUGAAAAGUUUCGUGGAAAUGUGGUACAUACAAAUACUGAAGUACAAAGGGGACGUCACUUAUUAUAACCAAUCACGACAUCACAACACAGAUUAUUUCACUCAAUUAAUCUGGGCAGAAACAGAUUCUGUAGGGUGUGGCAAAGCGAGGUUUUAUGUUGAAUUCAAGAAUACAAUAGUGGAAAGGCUUGUAUGUAAUUUUGCACCAAAAGGAAAUAUUCAUGGAAAGCCAGUUUAUACAAUUGGCUAUCCUGGUACUCAAUGUCCGAAUAAUAUGAUACCAGACAGCACAUUUACUGCUCUGUGUGUUAAUCGAGAUAAUAGUACAGCAAGAAGAUUUACAACAAUGCGUUCACACGUAAGCAGUUUGCUUAGGAUCCUCAAUUUGUCGAACAGUUCAAUAAAACAAGAAAUAGACCCUAUCCGAAAUAAUUUAAGACUAAUAAAUAACACCAGCUACAAUAGUAAAGAUCAAAGAAAUCAGAAAAUAAGACAUGUUUAUUUUAAUCAUACCCAUGGCGGAAUGAAACGUGUAGCUCCGUUACGCAAACAGAAUUUCUGGAAUCCGUCUAUGAAUGUAUCUUACAUAAAUCAUAAUCAGCAGGAAAGAGGGCAUUCGCGAGUUUACCAUGGGCACGAAUCUCAUGUCCACAAUCAUGACACACACGGCGAAAAUAACGAUCCUAACUAUAGAAAAUUCGAUUUUUCGACUGAUUCAAUGAAUUUAUAUUCCUAUAGCGAUUCUAGAAAACAUUACAUGGACCACAACUAUAGAUGCACCCGAAAAACAAAGCCUCCUUCAAUUAAUAGCGCCGGAAAUGAAUGUAAUACACCAGGUUGCACAAGAGGGCAAAUUAAUGACAAUUGCCAUCAACUUACCACGAUUUGUCACUCAAGUACUUUUUACCAAAAUCUGUGUGCCCCUACUAAAUGGAAUUCUUUUAACCAAUUCUGCUCAUGUAACAAAUAUAGUCCUUGUUACACAACACCCACGAGGUGUGCCUGCGGCGUUAAAUGUGGAUGUAUAAAUAUGGGCAUUACAACAUGCUGUCCAAAAAUGCUACGAACGAAUGAUAACAUGAACCCUGAUGAAACAAGAAAAUCUCAAGAAUAUAAACUUUAUGAUGUACCUUCGCCUUUAGUAGUAAGAAGUGGUGAUGAAAAAAUAACUAUAACAAAUUCAUCGCCUAAAGCAGCUCCAAAGUAUAUUAAAUUAAUAGAAAAGAAUCAAAAGUGGGACAGAAUAUAACGACUAUCACGACCAGGUAAAAGAAUCAAAUGUGCACCCCCAAUUAAAUUUGCGAGAUCAAGACUACUUAUACGAAACUUUUGAUUCCAGUGGGAGAAACAGACGUGAUCUAGAUGAACAAGUCACGUUUAAGCCUUUUUGGGAAAUAGAUCAAUAUAAUUACAAACGACGGUCGCAAUUAAAAUCGAUAAGGUACACGACAUUAGGGUUUAAAACACAUAGAAAAUCUAAAAGGACCACUACCUUUUCAAAACCUAUAUUGAUUACGGAAUCUAUAACAAUAACCACAAAGAGCACUCCUAUUAUACGUGGAAUUAAAGAUCGUGUCAGUGAGAAGUACUUAUCAUUUGAUGAAUUAAUGCAUUUAAGAAAAUUUACUCCCGAAGAAUCAUAUCAAUAUGCACGUCGAAAAGCGAGUGAAGAGAAUAUUGCAAGGGAAGGAAAAAAUAUUUCAGCACCCACCUCCGAAAUAACAACUAACACCCCGUUUGUUCGAAAGAAACAUUGUACCCGUAAACUAACCUGUACUUGGACAGCUUUGACCAUGUCUGGCGGUGAUAUGAUAGCAGGGGGAGGAGGGUUUGACCGAGGUUCGAGGACGCCCCCAGGAUAUGUCGAAGGGUGUACUCGUACAUCAACGUGUACGCGAGAGUUUAUGCAUCGCAAUAAAAUGUCAACUAUUCCUGAUCCUAACUUAUCUAGUGAACCAACUCCAGAAGACGAAGACUAUUGUGAACGUAGAGCCUUGAAACGGAAUCUGGAAGGGGAAAUUAUAACUGAAUCAACAGUAAACUAUCAAGAAACGCAUAUAGGACCUACUACAUCGGCAAUUGAAUACAAAUAUACAGAGGUCGGUACACCUGAAAUAAAUACAGGAAUGUUCGUUCCACAAUACGGAUGCAUUUGUGGCCAAGACAAUUUACGAAUAAAAAGGGACAAGCAUAUUUUCACUCAACAAAAAUUUAAUAAUAGAUAUAAGUACAUCAUUAGCAAGAUGAGUUUAAAUAAUGACCUGUCACUUGAAAAUUUACAUCGUAUACAAAGAAAAAACACUCUUAACUACUUUCCAAAUAUCUUUAAAUCUAUGAAAUGUCCAUGUAGUGGUGAAGUAAAUGUAGUACAGGCACAUUGUGUUGUUUUAUAUAUUAUAAUUUCAUGGAUUUAAUAAAGAAAAACGCAGAAUAUU